AUGAGGCUCGGCAUAUGGAGUUAUUUAAUCCUAAGCAUAUCGUCAUUGGUGUCAGCUAUCGACUUGGAUACGAGUUCUAAAGACUCUAUUUGUUCUGCGACGUCGCUGAUUCAACAGGGUAUUGUGGACUACUACGAUGGUUAUAAAUAUGGUGGUAGUGUGGGUAUGUUCACACAGCCAUACUAUUGGUGGGAAGCAGGACUUGUCUUUGGAGGUAUGAUCGAAAACUGGUACCUAUGUCAAAACAAUUCCUAUCAGAAUCUUCUUUAUGAUGCCAUGAUCGCUCAGACUGGUUCCAACUACGACUUCAUGCCUAACAAUCAAACUAUGGUUGAAGGUAAUGAUGAUCAAGGUGUGUGGGCAUUAACAAUUAUGAGUGCUGUUGAAAGAAACUUUACAAACCCAAAGAAGGCCGGUGCUCCAGAUUGGCUAGCUAUGGUACAAGCUGUUUUCAACGAGAUGUACUCUCGUUGGGACCCAGCUCACUGUGGUGGUGGUUUAAGAUGGCAGAUUUUCACUUGGAAUUCAGGGUAUAAUUAUAAGAAUACAAUUUCUAACGGGUGUCUCUUUCAAUUGGCAGCUAGACUAGGGAGAUACACUGGUAACCAAACUUAUCUAGAUGUUGCUGAAAAGGUCUUCAAUUGGCUAACGGAUGUUAAUUAUGUCGUCUUAAAGGAUGAAGCAAAUGUGUACGAUGGUGCCAAUAUCGAAGAGAACUGUACGAAUAUCAUCAAGUAUGAAUGGUCUUAUAAUCAUGGUGUUGUGCUAGGAGGUUGUGCAUACAUGUACAAUGCUACUAACGGCUCUGAGGAAUGGAAAAGUCGUACAUCGCAAAUUCUAGGUGGUGCAACAUCCUUCUUUUUUGAUAAUAACAUCAUGUAUGAGAGUACAUGUCAAUCAGAAAAGCAAAUGACUUGUAAUACAGAUCAACGUGUUUUCAAGGCUAUAUUUUCCAGAAUGUUGGGUUACACCGCAGUUCUUGCUCCAUUCACACUUGAUACUGUCAACCCUCUAAUUGAAGCCAGUGCAACAGCAGCAGCUAAAUCAUGCUCAGGUGGUACAGACGGACACACCUGCGGACUGAACUGGUUCAAAGGAAGUUGGGAUGGCCAAUAUGGUCUCGGUGAACAAGCUUCCGCGCUUGAAAUAAUGAACCAACUGCUAAUUCAUGAAAGACCACCACCUCUUACCGAGAAGACUGGUGGUUCGGCUCGUGGUGACCCUAAUGCUGGUUUGAAUGUUUCUACUACAAACGUUCUACAAAAGAAGUUAACAAUUACUGGUAGUGAUAAAGCCGGUGCAGGUGUUAUUACAGCAGUUGUAAUAGGUGUUCUAGUAUUAGGCUCUGUAUGGAUGAUCUAUUAG
Kluyveromyces marxianus DMKU3-1042 is the source of this 1365-nucleotide messenger RNA. RefSeq names its product putative mannan endo-1,6-alpha-mannosidase (gene DFG5). Gene Ontology annotation, biological process: fungal-type cell wall biogenesis; carbohydrate catabolic process; budding cell bud growth. The transcript has a single exon. The record is from RefSeq and is a predicted model, not a curated record. Gene Ontology annotation, molecular function: mannan endo-1,6-alpha-mannosidase activity. NCBI's taxonomy places the organism in Eukaryota, Fungi, Ascomycota, Saccharomycetes, Saccharomycetales, Saccharomycetaceae. Bases 1 to 1365 code for a protein of 454 amino acids.